This is a messenger RNA of Brassica oleracea var. oleracea, 2130 nucleotides long. RefSeq names its product probable protein phosphatase 2C 4. The transcript is spliced from 4 exons. The coding region runs from base 140 to 1894 and encodes 584 amino acids. Gene Ontology annotation, biological process: protein dephosphorylation. The record is from RefSeq and is a predicted model, not a curated record. Gene Ontology annotation, molecular function: protein serine/threonine phosphatase activity. NCBI's taxonomy places the organism in Eukaryota, Viridiplantae, Streptophyta, Magnoliopsida, Brassicales, Brassicaceae.
UCAUUUUAUCUAUCACAUAAGUCAACUCUCUAUCUCUCUCUUUCUUCUCUGCAAUGAAUGAGCAACUUCAAUUGUAAUAACAGUUUAAAUUUUCCUAGAAUAUUUUGAAUUGAGCUUUUUUAUAUUGCAACUUUUCUUGAUGGGUAACGGAGUGACAAAACUGAGCACAUGUUUCACAGGCAGAGAACGUUUCCGACAAAAAGACAUAACCUUUCAGCUUCCUGAUCCUCUAGACGAAGGUCUAGGCCACUCCUUCUGCUACGUCAGACCCGACCAAACUCUAACCACUUCCUCAAAAGUCCACUCAGAGCUCGAAGAGACCACCACCACCGUGUUCCGUACAAUCUCCGGCGCCUCCGUCAGCGCCAACACCGCGACUCCCCUCUCAACUUCUCUCUACGACCCGUACGGCCACGUCGACAGAGCAGCCGCGUUCGAGAGCACGACGUCGUUUCCUUCUAUCCCUCUCCAGCCCAUCCCCAGAAGCUCCGGCGAUGAUCCGAUCGAAAGAGGGUUCCUUUCGGGUCCCAUCGAGAGAGGUUUCAUGUCGGGCUCGCUUGACGACGACGGGGACGGGAUUGAUAACCCGAGCUCCGAUCAUCACUUCCAGCGUAGCUUCUCUCAUGGUUUAGCGUUACGGGUCGGGUCGAAAAGAAGGUCUUUGGUUCGGAUACUCCGUGGAGCAAUCUCGAAGACGGUUUCUCGACGGCAAAACUCGGUCGUUGCUCCGAUCAGGACAGAGAAGAAUCUUAAAGAAGGGACUUCAAACGAUGACGUUUCGGUGGAAAGCCAGAGUCUUCAGUGGGCCCAAGGAAAAGCCGGCGAGGAUCGAGUACACGUCGUCGUUUCGGAGGAGCACGGUUGGCUGUUCGUGGGAAUAUACGACGGGUUCAACGGUCCAGAUGCGCCUGAUUAUCUUCUCUCUCAUCUUUAUCCUACGCUUCACCGGGAGCUCAAAGACUUGUUGUUAUGGAACGGUCCACAUAAUCAUUGUGAGCGACGGUGGAGAUGUGAGUGGGAUCAGGAAAAGCAAGAUCUUGACCGUCGAUUAAAGGAACAGAUCAAACAUAGAACCGGGUCCGGGUCGGAUCGGUUAACGGACCAUAACGAAGUACUACAUGCAUUGUCGGAAGCUUUGAGGAAGACGGAAGAAGCGUAUCUAGACACUGCUGAUAAGAUGCUGGAGGAGAAUCCUGAGCUAGCUUUGAUGGGUUCUUGUGUUCUGGUGAUGCUUAUGAAAGGUGAAGAUGUUUAUGUGAUGAAUGUUGGCGAUAGUAGAGCUGUGCUUGGUCAGAGAUUGGAACGGAUCAACGAAGAAACAAUGAUAAAAGGUUGUGAGGGAGAUCCAGGUUUAUCAGCUUCUCAGCUCACUGUUGAUCACAGCACAAAUGUAGAAGAGGAGAUUGAAAGAAUCAGAAACGAGCAUCCGGAUGAUGCUAGCGCGGUGACGAAUGAACGAGUUAAAGGCUCCUUGAAGGUGACAAGAGCAUUUGGUGCUGGUUUCCUAAAACAGCCUAAAUGGAACAAUGCGCUUCUAGAGAUGUUCCAAAUUGAUUACAAAGGGGAGUCUCCAUACAUCAACUGCUUACCGUCUCUCUACCAUCAUAGAUUAGGCUCCAAGGACCAGUUUUUAAUACUAUCAUCGGAUGGUCUCUACCAAUACUUCACAAACGAAGAAGCGGUUUCAGAGGUUGAGCUCUUCAUCACAUUGCAGCCUGAAGGGGAUCCAGCUCAGCACCUUGUCCAAGAGCUUCUGUUCAGAGCUGCUAAGAAAGCUGGUAUAGAUUUCCAUGAACUGCUGGAGAUACCACAAGGAGAACGGAGACGGUACCACGAUGACGUUUCAAUAGUAGUGAUCUCUUUAGAAGGAAGAAUGUGGAGAUCUUGUGUGUAAAAACAAGUCCCAAUCAGCUUACAUACACAAAGAAGAUUGGUGUAGUCUCUCAAUGAUGUAUAAUGUUAAUAAAAAGAAAAAAAAAAGUUUUGGCAACUCAUAGGUGAUCAGAAGAUUAUAGUUGUCUUAGAUUAGUGGUCUAAGAUUUGAUUCUUUGAAUUGUUAAGUUGCUUGCAACUGCUAACUGUAUGUGACGAAAGAAGUAAAUGAAGGAAUUGAAAGAGGUUGUUGGUUAA